Messenger RNA from Cylicocyclus nassatus, 438 nucleotides. Lineage: Eukaryota; Metazoa; Nematoda; Chromadorea; Rhabditida; Strongylidae. The record is from the annotation of a GenBank genome assembly.
AUGAGCGCUAUCGACGCAGAGGGACACCUCCACCAGUCAGUGGCUAACGCCGAGAUGGUAUUUCCAGUCGAAACUGCUUUGAUUGUGGAGGAUUGGGACACACGGCGCGACAAUGCCCAAGCGGUCAAUGGCAGAGGAACAGAGUUCGCCGAAACCCUGCUCGCACUUAACAACCCGGAUCUCGUCCCCGUGCGCUAUCUUUCCGACUCGGCGGCCUCCGACAACACUAACCUAGCACCGGUCGAUCUCAACACGCUGCUGACAAACUUGGAAGCCGAACACGGCGGCCAAAUGACGGAAGAAGACAUCAACCUCUGCCGUGACUACCGUGACGGCCGCCGGGUAAUCGAGCGAUAUCUCCAGGACUCUGACCAGGUCCUACAGAUGACGGAAGAGGACAAGGAGGAGUACCUGUUGUCGAGAGGUUCGUCUCCGUAA